Molecule: messenger RNA, 1427 nt
Organism: Seminavis robusta
Lineage: Eukaryota; Bacillariophyta; Bacillariophyceae; Naviculales; Naviculaceae
Source: the annotation of a GenBank genome assembly
AGGUUGGGAAGAUCCAGGAAUACAGUCAUCAGCGUGCAACGUGACAUUUUGACACCUGCUCUAACACACAUUCUACCCCAAUCUUUGCGGACACAAAUAAUUUUCUUUUGGAUCUUUUCCUAUAGAAAACAAAUUGAGCAGCAUUUGGCCAGAGGAAGAAAGUUAUUAGAAUAACAAUACAUCUAUCUCUUGAACAUGAACAUCCCCACACUACACCGCCCACUCUAUGACGGUUGCACCACUGGUGAAGAAAAAGCCGCUGCCAUGACGGCAGCCAUGACGGAAUUGCAAGAGGUGAAUGACGACGGCAUGGACUUUAGCAACAAGACGAGCAUGGCCAUCGCGUACGAGCGUCACGUCGAAUCGCAACGAGACGAUCGUUUGUUCCACGAUCCGUUGGCGGUUCAUCUCUACGAGCCAUAUGGCCAAAAGAUGAGCGAUGCCUUGGCAUUUGGACUGGCGUAUUCCAUCUUUGAUCCACCCGGUGCCGACAUUGGAAUUGGCAUGAUGGGGCAUACCCUCUACACGGCCGCCCGAACCAAAUUCAUCAACACUCACCUAGAAAGUUGGCUUGGUACUGCUACUACUGGUGACAAGCAAGUCGUCAAUUUGGGUGCGGGUGCCGAUACGCGAGUCUUUUGGUUGGAUUGUCUGGAAGGUGCCAGCAUUUACUGGGAAGUGGAUCAAGCGUCUGUGAUGACGUGGAAACAAACCAUUCUCAAUGGCCUCGAUGAAAAGGAGCUUGUAAAGCCCAAAUGUACGUACAAGUGCAUCUCCAUGGACUUUAACAAGGAAUCCGUGGCCGAUCUUCCCAAACACGGGUUUGACAGUAAGAUUCCAACCUGUUGGAUCCUGGAAGGACUCAUCAUGUACUUGCCCCGAACCGAGACGGAACAACUGUUUGAUUACAUUUCUCAAUUGUCCGCUCCGGGAUCCUACCUGAUUUUGAACUUUGCCAGUAGUGACAAGUUGGGGCCUACCAUUGAUGAAAUCGAUGAACGAUUGACAGCAUCAUCAUGGACCAAGGAAUCGCGGCUCAUGUUUGGCGAGGAGGGGUUCAACUUUGGACGGUAUCCCUCGGACAAACCAGCCAACAAGUUGAUGGGCUUUGGCUUGUAUCAAAAGAAGUAAGACGCAGAGCAUCAAUGGCACAGCACAAGCAAUAGUAUGCCGGGGAUAUUUGAAACUCGUCUCCGAAGCGUUGAACCGGAGCGCAAUCCUCGUGCUUCUGUUUGAUCCACCGUGGAAACUGGAUUUGGGUGGGAGAAUCCCGUUGGAGAUGCAAGCAAGCAAGGAGACACGUAGAAGUGGAAGAUGUAGAGAUGACAAGUAAAGAUGGGUGCAAAUGGAGGAGGUGGAGACUGGGAUAUCCAAACAGAAAGAUCAAAUAGUCUAAUGCAACUAGCUAGGCAGAGCAAAUUUUGGAU